CGCCAUUAAAGCAGGAAAGAAGAAGAAGAAGGUGUAAACUUGAGAGGAAAAGAAGCAGGAAGGAAGAAGAAGCCCCAAAGGUGUAAAAGUACACCUGGCUUGUGUGGAAGGUGUAAAAGUACACCUGGCAGGUGUGGGAGGGAAAAACAACUUUGUCUUCAUCUUCACGUCGACUCUUUGCUGCCUGGCCUGUGACGAACUUUUACGACAAUGUUCCUGCACAUUGCGGGGCUGGUGGCCCUGUGGCUUAUGUACAGAUGGUUGAUGGAGUCCAAACGAGUGUCAAACAAGGGAGACCUUCAUGUCUACAUCACCGGCUGUGACUCUGGCUUUGGUCAGGUCCUGGCCAAGCACCUGGACAAGCUGGGCUUCCGUGUCAUUGCAGGUUGUUACACAGAGAAAGGUGAAGAUGACCUGAAGAAGGUGUCCUCUGACAGACUGACAACGCUACACGUGGACGUCAGCAACUCGGCCAGUGUCGGAGAAGCCGCAGCUCUCAUAAAGACUCUGGUGGGACAGAAAGGACUCUGGGCUGUGGUCAACAAUGCGGGCGUGUCCGUGCCAUCAGGUCCUACAGAGUGGCUCACUAUUGAUCACUACAAAGGCAUGCUGGCCGUCAAUCUGCUGGGCGUGAUCGACGUCACCCUGAGCGUGCUCCCCCUCGUCAAGAAGGCCCGAGGCAGAGUGGUCAACGUGGCCAGCGUGUUCGGACGUAUCUGUCCAUUCGGCGGCCCGUACUGCGUGUCCAAGUACGGCGUGGAGGCCUUCAACGACAGCCUGCGUUUGAACAUGGCGCCCUUUGGAGUCAAGGUGGCGUGCAUCGAGCCUGGCUUCUUCAAAACCAAGGUCAGCGACGUGGAGCUGGUGAACAACAACCUGAAGAAGCUGUGGGCCAGGCUGCCUCAGGACGUCAAGGAAGACUAUGGACAAGAGUUUUUGGAAAAGUCGUUGAAAACCACGUACAAAAGUUUUACGAUGCUGACAGACGGCGAUCUGAUGAAGGUGGUGGGCUGCAUGGAGCACGCCAUCGCUGCCAUGCACCCUCGCACUCGCUACUCGCCCGGAUGGGACGCCAAGUUCUUUUGGCUGCCGAUGUCCUACAUGCCGUCCUUCAUGGCAGACAGGUUCUUCAUUAAGUUCACCCCCAAGCCUAAAGCCUCUCUGUUGUAAUUGUGUUCAAAAUGUCAUCCAUCUUGUCUCAUAAUGAUAACUUAGUAGUUUGAAAUACAUCUGUGUCCAAAUUCGCUCUGACCAAACAGCUGACUUUUAUUAAGUGGGACUUUAGUGUUGCUGCUUAAGGGUUUAAUCUUCAACUCGCUUUUCUUCUUCAUGGACUUUGACUCCGUGAGGAAGAAGAGUGAAAGGUCUCACAACUACCACACUCCACAGCAUUUAUAAUUGACACAUUCUUUUUGUGUUAAUAUCAUCAGUUCAGAACACAGUAUGUCAAUGUGUACAUUUAGUUUCUCCUCUCCAGGAAUUAAAGUCCCUUUUUCAGGU
This is a messenger RNA of Entelurus aequoreus (snake pipefish), 1500 nucleotides long. RefSeq names its product retinol dehydrogenase 7-like. The record is from RefSeq and is a predicted model, not a curated record. Lineage: Eukaryota; Metazoa; Chordata; Actinopteri; Syngnathiformes; Syngnathidae. Bases 211 to 1170 code for a protein of 319 amino acids. The transcript has 5 exons. Gene Ontology annotation, molecular function: oxidoreductase activity.